GGAUUCGUUUCUGUGUCCUCCUCCAUUUCUUAACUUGCAUAACUAAUGAACAUUAAAUCCUUGAUAACUUAGCCAGAAAGGCUGACUGCUUCCAUUUUUACACAUGCUAGGCUAACAAAAUAACGGGACAACAUAGUGAAUGUAACUACGGCGGGUUUGAACAUAGUAUUUGCAAACAAAUAUCAUGUUGGAGAUGCUUGAGUACAGUCACUACCAGGUGCAAUCCCAUCUCGAAAAUCCCAACAAGUACCACAUCCAGCAGAACCAAAGGCAGCAGGUGAGACAGUAUCUGUCAAGCACCCUGGGAGGCAAAGCUGGCGCCCAGUGCCCCAGCCAGCCCCCCGAACACGGCAUGCCACCCGGGUCUGCCAGCAGCGCCCCCAACAGUCCCAUGGCUCAUCUCACCCUCACCUCUAACUGUGAGAAAGAGGUACGCGUAACAAAGAUGGAUGAAGUUAUUGAUGACAUCAUCAGCAUGGAGACAAGUUACAACGAGGAUGUUCUUGGACUUAUGGAUCAAGGACUUCAGCUCAACACCACACUACCUGGUAAUCUUCUGGAAGUAUACGGUAACCAAGGACUUCCCCUGCAAGGCCUAGCCAUCAGCAACUCCUGCCCACCAAACACCAAAAGGGCAUACUCAGCUCCUGGCAUGAAACAAGUACUGAGCAAACCUGGAACCUGUGGCCCGUAUGAAAACUACCAAAGAUCAGAUGGAUUUCCAGUAGAGGCUGAGGUUCGUGCUCUGGCUAAAGAACGACAGAAAAAGGACAAUCACAACUUGAUUGAACGAAGACGAAGAUUCAAUAUCAACGAUCGCAUAAAAGAACUUGGAACUUUAAUACCAAAGUCAAAUGAUCCAGAUAUGCGCUGGAAUAAGGGCACCAUUCUAAAAGCUUCAGUUGACUACAUACGCAAACUGCAGCGGGAGCAACAGAGGACCAAAGAGCUCGAGUGCAGACAGCGGAAGCUGGAGCAUACAAAUCGUCACCUGAUGCUUCGAAUCCAGGAGUUGGAGAUUCAAGCCCGCGCUCACGGUCUCACCAUUGUCUCAUCCCCGUCAGUCUGCACAUCAGAGAUGAUGGGCCGGGUCAUAAAACAGGAACCCAUCCUGGAUGACUCCCCCACGGAUCUCUACCAUCACGCCUCGGCUCCUGACAUGUCCCCUCCGACAACACUGGACCUCAACAAUGGCACCAUUACCUUUGACCCCAUUCCCAGUGACGAUCCUGGCCCCUACGCAAACCCCAGGACCUGUAAAAUGAAGGAAUUGGUCAGGGACAAUACGUUGUCACCAAUCUCCCCGAGCGUCACUUUGCUCUCAUCAAUGUCUCCAGAUGGCUCAGUUAAUGUCCACCACAGUUCUAGUUCUAGAAUGGAGGACAAGGAGUGCCCCUGUUAGUUUAGCCUUUGUUCAUAAACAAUUUCCACGGUCUUUUUCCGUUGUAAAUACCGCGGUUCCUUUUAGAGCACCAAAAUGGAACACUACUGCCAUUCAGCAAGCAGGUUUGAGCUACAGCUACGGCCUUUCUGUGCCUACUCUCCGGAUACUUUGAGGACUCUUCAGUACAAUACGAACGGUGAAAUUAAGCGCUGUGCACAGACUUUAUAGGUCUUUGCUUUCGUGGGACACAAAAACUAAUUUGGCAGCAGCGUCUGAGUCAUGUGGAGAAGAUCAGACCAGUGGUCAAGAAAAUUACAAAAUAGAUCUUGAGAUGUCUAUAACCUUAUUCGAUCCAUACUUGAAUCUAAUGUCAACAAAAAAUGUCUAUAUGUUCGUGUGCAUGUUUUUCUCGUUUGUAGCCUUAACCAUGCAACAAAAGAAGCCCGGCUGGUCUACAGUACAGCUGGAACGUUCUACUUGGUGUAAGUUGUGCUUUGAGCCUGAAGAUGGCAGCCUACUAAAGGAAAAUUUCGACAA
Messenger RNA from Syngnathus acus (greater pipefish), 1921 nucleotides. RefSeq names its product microphthalmia-associated transcription factor-like. Gene Ontology annotation, molecular function: RNA polymerase II cis-regulatory region sequence-specific DNA binding; DNA-binding transcription factor activity, RNA polymerase II-specific; protein dimerization activity. Lineage: Eukaryota; Metazoa; Chordata; Actinopteri; Syngnathiformes; Syngnathidae. Gene Ontology annotation, cellular component: nucleus. The record is from RefSeq and is a predicted model, not a curated record. The coding region runs from base 185 to 1402 and encodes 405 amino acids. Gene Ontology annotation, biological process: regulation of transcription by RNA polymerase II; melanocyte differentiation. The transcript is spliced from 9 exons.